This is a messenger RNA of Dermochelys coriacea (leatherback sea turtle), 6760 nucleotides long. RefSeq names its product uronyl 2-sulfotransferase (gene UST). Gene Ontology annotation, molecular function: sulfotransferase activity. The record is from RefSeq and is a predicted model, not a curated record. The coding region runs from base 451 to 1455 and encodes 334 amino acids. The transcript is spliced from 8 exons. Gene Ontology annotation, cellular component: membrane. NCBI's taxonomy places the organism in Eukaryota, Metazoa, Chordata, Testudines, Dermochelyidae.
GGGGUCGCUGGUGUGGAAACAGCAGGGCCCCCGGCGCGGCUCGGGGAGGAGCGAGCGCAGCGCCGCCGAAGGUGGCUGGCGAGCAGCGGGCUCGGGGGCGCAGACCACUUCGCGGCGAGUUGGAGCCGGCAGCCCGCGGUCCCUGGGCUGUAACCUGACACCGGGGCGAGAGCGCGAGAGCGCGGCGGCGGAGCGCAGGAGGAGGAGAGAAGCCCCCGGCAGCGAGGGAGUGGGAUGGUGACCGCCUCCGCCUAGGCGGACUGCGCGGCGGCGGCGCCCGGGACUCGCGCUCCGAGCCGGGCUCGGGGCAAGCCGGCCAUGGGGAGGGGGCAGCUCGCCUGAGCUCCCGCUAACUUCUUCCCUCCCCCCCCCCCGGGCGGAGCGGGGCAGGCGGAUGGAGGAUGCGCUGUCCCCGGCGGGCUGUGUGACCCGGGGCCGGCGGCGGGGACGAUGAAGAAGCAGCCGCAGCAGCAGCAGCACAGCGGCUGGGGCUGCCAGGAGCCCCGGCCCCAUGGGGCCCCUUCAGCGGGAGGGGGCCCCGGGCAGGGGGGUGCCUGGAGGAGGAGGCGGCCCCUCUCGCUGCUGCCUUUCCUCUCGCUCCGGGACUACGGCUUCUGCAUGGCCGCCCUGCUGCUCUUCUGCCUGGGCUCCCUCUUCUACCAGCUCAACGGGGGACCCCCGCACUUUCUGCUGGACCUGAGGCACUAUCUAGGAAAUUCCACUUAUUUGGAUGACCAUGGACCACCCCCGCGCAAGGUACUUCCUUUCCCUAGCCAAGUGGUGUACAACAGAGUUGGAAAGUGUGGGAGUCGAACUGUGGUUUUGCUUUUGAGAAUCUUGUCGGAGAGACAUGGGUUCAACCUGGUUACAUCAGACAUUCAUAACAAAACCAGAUUGACCAAAAAUGAACAAAUGGAAUUGAUUAAAAAUAUAAGCACUGCUGAGCAGCCCUAUUUAUUCACUAGACACGUUCAUUUCCUCAACUUUUCAAGGUUUGGAGGAGAACAGCCAGUGUACAUCAAUAUUAUUAGGGAUCCCGUCAACCGAUUUUUAUCAAACUAUUUUUUCCGUCGAUUUGGAGACUGGAGAGGGGAGCAAAAUCAUAUGAUCCGCACCCCAAGUAUGAGGCAAGAAGAAAGAUAUCUAGAUAUUAAUGUAUGUAUUCUUGAAAACUACCCUGAAUGUUCCAAUCCCAGGUUAUUUUACAUCAUACCGUAUUUCUGUGGACAGCAUCCAAGAUGCAGGGAGCCUGGGGAAUGGGCCCUCGAAAGAGCAAAACUGAACGUGAAUGAAAAUUUCCUGCUUGUGGGGAUUCUGGAAGAGCUAGAGGAUGUGCUGCUUUUACUGGAAAGAUUCUUACCUCAUUACUUCAAGGAUGUGCUCAGCAUCUACAAAAACCCAGUGAUGCCACUGAGAUCUACUGAGGUGAUGUCAGAUUUACCCAGAUAUCCUUGAGCUCUUCACCACCUCCUUUCUUUAUGUGGCAGCGACCCUCUGCCUCAUGAGGGAACAUGGUCCAACUCUGAAGGUUCAUAUCUGGGGAGAUCUUGGUACGUGGUUUCCUCUCCCGUGUCUUGCUGUGUGAGAGCAGAAUUUGCCCCUGUCUUUCCUGCACAGAUACUGUAGAAUAAUGCCAUUUACUACAGAAAUCUCUGAGCAUCCGUCUCUUUUGACAAUGUUCUUCAUGCUGAAUUAAAUUUCAUUUCCUUUUUAUUUUUAACUAUGUGUUAACACUGAAGAAUAAGUGAGCAGGAACCAGGACCGGCUCUAGGCACCAGCAAAGCAAGCACGUGCUUGGGGUGGCACAAUUUCAGUGGGCGGCAUUGUGGCCAUCCUUUUUUUUUUUUUUUUUUUUUUGAUUGAGCAGGUGUGCUCAGAGCUUGGGGUCGCAAAUUUUAUGCUUGGGGCGGCAAAAAACCUAGAGCUGGUCCUGGCAGGAAUGUCCUUGUUAAUACGCUGCUUCUCUUCUCUACUCCUUGCGCACACAGAUAUUUUGUUUUCACUCUAUUUAUUUUUAAAUUGUGACUAAGUUUGAUGCUCAUGAAUAUAAGGGCUAAUAGAACCAGACAGAGCUAAGAAUAAUGUAGGUAAAUUCCAUGUAAGAGUUCUUAGGCAGCUGUCCUCAGUGCUCCUUAGUGCUGAUCUAAAACACCCUUUGCUGUUCCAUUCCUUAAGAGGUUUCAUGAACACCACUGAUAUUACUAUCAUGACAAAUUACCUGGUUGUGAAAGCCUCAGAUGUCCAGAACUGUCUAUGAAAGGACUACAAAAUGAUUUUCUAUUUGUGACUUGAGCAAGGACUUAAAAUUAGAUCUUCACAGUUGAUGGAUUAGUGCACUAAUCUGCUACAUCACCUAAUGUUUUAAGGGGUUUUACUUUGGCUAUCUUGCAGCUUUUUGAAGAUAAAGGAUGAAUGGUGGGAAAAUGUCAUCAGCUGAAUAUACUGAGAUAAGAAUAACCAGUAAUCACCUAGUCAUGGAACUUUCUGUAACCAUAAACUCCCAACUCACUGCAUUUUGCAAUUUGUAAGAUUGAUUAGCUAGCUAUCAACACUUGUGUGAAGUUCUGAAGCUAAGGAUAGUCAAAUGAAAGCAGUCUUUUUUAGUCACAGGUGAAGAUAGAUUAGGAAGUCGGUUAAGGAAAUGUUAGUUUCACUUGAUACAAUGAAUUAAGGGCAUGGGGAUAAGUCAUUUAUUAACUUGAUUUUAUUCAAAUUAGUAUAAGCUCACAUUCCAUUCAAGUUAAUAUUCAGAUUGGUAUAUGAGGCUGGGACCCGAGCCAGGGGAGGCUGGGAAGUCCAAUAAUUUGAUGAAAAGACCACUGGGUAAUUUUCUAAAAUCAGAGAGAGAAUCUGGAAUAUCUUCCUGAUUUUAGAAAAUUACAUAUUCAUAGUGGUUUGGGAGAGGCCUGCUAGCUGAGUGUGCACUAGCAAGGGCUCUAGCUCCUGUCAUUUGAUCCUUGAUCACCCUUGAUCAUCCUUCCUUGUGAGUUAAGGAGGGGGCAGGGCUGACCUCAGAGAGAAGGCUUAAAAGUCAGACACUAAGGGUACAUCUGCACAGGGAUAAAAUACCCACAGCUGGCCACGGUCAGCUGACUUGGGCUGGGGCUCCAGGCUGAAAAACUGCCGUGUAGAUGUUCGGGCUUGGGCUGGAGCCCAAGCUCUGGGACCUUCCCACCUCACAGGGUCCCAGAGCUCAGACUUCAGGUUUUCAGGCCAGAGCAUGAGUCUGCUGACCUGGGCUAGUCACAGGUUUUUUUAUCCCUAUAUAGAUGUACCCUAAGGGGCCAGAAGGAGCUAGUGAACAGGGGACAGCAAACAGGGAAGUUUGGUAUAGAGCUCCUCUGGUGAAGGAGGAGCAAGUACUAAUUCUUGGAGUGAAUGUGCUUGCUUGUCUGUCUGUUUUUUCUUUUGGCUUGCUUGAAGUUUAGUGUGGUCUCUUUGGGGAUUGUGUAUCUGGGGACUAUGUGGGAGUAGGGACCAGAGGCCUACUAGCCAAGUGUGCACUUGCAAGGCUCUAGCCUCCUGUCCUUUGAUCCUUGAUCACCCUUCCCAGGUAUGUUAAGGAGGGUCAGGACUGGCCUAGGAGAGAAGGGCUUUAAAGCCAGAUGCUAAGCGACCAGGGGAGCUAGCAAAGAGGGGAGUUUGUAGUAAGGAGAAAGAAUAAAAUCACCAUGAUUCAGAAAGGCAGCAUAGCCAAUGCCAACACUGCUGCUGGCUCCUCCACCUGCACCUGUGUCCGAGCAGAGAACCCUGACCACAGAUACCUCUACUCAGGUCCUGGUGUGGAUUUGAACAGACUGUAGCCUGCUUUCCCAUCAUAAAAUCAAGGCUGGGUAGACCAUCCCGUGUUAGAGUGCCUACUGGUCGAAUCUCUCAGGAAGCAGGUGGGAGAGCUACAGGAGGAGGUGGCUAGGCUGAGGAGCACCUGUACACACGAGGAAUUAAUUGAAAUAUGCAUAUGGAGAUAUCCAAGCUUGAGAAGCAAUCCAGCUGGCAAAGACUGCAGUAGCACCACCAGGGAGGAGGAAAUGGCUUCUUCAAAGGGAGGAAACUGGAUGAUGGCUGUCAGGCAGCAGGCAGUGCUCCACAUCGACUACCAACCCAUUGUCCAUAGAGAUUUAAAAAACAGGCUGCUGGCCUGGCAAUGAGGGAUGAGGAAUCUCCCCAAAGGUGGAGGAGGAGCAGCCAUGUUACUCCCAAGGCUUGGAAGAUCACGGCCACCACUCCCAAGAGGAAACAGAAGGUGAUGGUGGUCAGCGACUUCCUUCUAAGAGAGACGGAAGCACCUGACAAGGCAUCCCGGGAGGUGUUCUGCUUGCUGGGACCAAUGUACGAGAUAUUACAGAAGGAUUGCUGAGGAUCAUCCUGCCCUCUGCCCCAUGCUGCUCAUCCAUGUGGGCACUAGUGCUACUACCAGAUAUGACCCUAAGCAGAUGAGAAGUGACUUCAGGGCUCUGGGAGGAAGGUGAAAGAGUUAGGGUGCAGGUGGUGUUCUCAUCAGUUGUUUCAGUCAGGCAGAGACAGACAUAUUCUGAAAGUGAAUGCAUCCACGAGGGCUACAGCUUCCUUGACCAUGGGAUGCUGUUCCAAGAGGGACUGAUGAGCAAAGAUGGGUCCACCUAUUAAGAAAGGGGAAGAGCACCUUCGGAUAUGGAUGGGCUGACCUAGUGAGGCAGGCAUAAAACUGAGUUCAAUGGGGAACAAAGGGGACAAAAGCCCACAAGUAAGUCCAAAACAUGGACCUGGGUGAAGGGUCAGAAUCUGGGGGAAACAUGGGCAAUCCCAACAGGGGGCAAAGGAGAGAUGAGGGAAUAUAGAGAUAUCUGUAUACUAAUGCAAGUGUAGAGAACACAGGUACAACUAGAAAUACUAGUGAAUAAUCCCAGUUAUGACAUAAUUGGCAUAUAGAGACACUGUAUGAUUUACAUUACUGGAAUAUUGGUAUAGAAUGGAAUAGCUUAUCAGGAAGGACAGGCAGGGAAAAAAAGGGAGAAGGUGUUGCCUUGUAUAUCAAAGAUGUAUAUGCUUGCACUGAGGUUGAGAUAGAAAUGGAAGGCAGACCUGUUGGAAAGUCUCUGGGUAAGGAUAAAAGGGGUAAAAAACCAAAGGUGAUGAUAUGAUAGGGGGGUCUACUAUAGAAGAAAAGGUUGAGGGAGCUUUUUUUAAACUACGAAGAACAGGUUUGGUGGUGAUGCAGAACUUCAACUACCUAGACAUCUAUUGGGAAAAUAAUACAGCAGGCACAGAUUAUCCAACAAGUUCUCGGAAUGAACUGCAGACAGUUUUUUAUAACAGAAGUUGGAGAGAGUGACUAGGGGAGAGGUUGUUCUAGAUUUGCUUCUGACAGAUAAGCAGGAACUGGCUGAGAUGUGAAGGUGGAAGGCAACUUGGUUGAAAGUGAUCAUGAAAUGGUAGAAUUUUUUAUUCUAAGAAGCGGUAGGAGGAAAAAUGGCAGAAUAAAGACAGUGCACUCAAGAAGGCAGACGUUAGCAAACUCAAAGAAUUGUAGGCAAGAUCCCAUGGGGAGCAAGUCUAAGGGAAAAGAGAGUCCAGGAGAGUUGGCAACUAUUUAAAGAGACAGUAUUAAGGGCACAAGAGCAAACUAUCCCAACAUGUACAAAAGUGUGGUAAGAGACCACUCUGGCAUAACCAAGAGAUCUUCAAUCACCUGAAACUCAAAAAAGAGUUGUACAAAAAGUGGAAACUAGGUCGGAUUACAAAAGAUGAAUAUAAAAGAACACAAGCAUGUACAGAUAAAAUUAGAAAGGCCAAGACACAAUCAAGAUUAAAUUAGCUAGGGACAUAAAGGGUAACAAGAAAAUAUUUUACAAAUACAUUAGAAGCAAGAGGAAGACCAAGGAUAGUUUAGGCCCGUUACUCAGUGAGAAGGAAAAGACAAUACAGAAAACGCAGCAGCAGCCCAAAUGUUAAAUGCCUUCUUUGUUUUCAGUUUUCACCAAAAGGUUAGCAGUGAUUGGAUGGCUAACAUAGUGAAAUUCAGUGUAAAUGGAGUAGGAUCUGAGACUAAGGCCAUAUCUCCACUACAUGGUUGUCAACUUAAGUUAUGUUGACAACCAUAAACCUCUGUAUUUUGCAUCACUUGUGCAUGUUCACACAACAUGUUACCCCAGAAUUUGACAUUCCUACAUGUACCCUAGAAUUUGACAGUACUGCAGUCAGCAAUUUUGAAUUUUCAGCCACAGCCAGCUGAAAACUAAAGAUCACAUAGCUAGGAAAAUCUUAGGCCCUGAGAGGCACAUUUGCAGCUUUGCUAUCAAAAUGGGAGAAUGGGAUAAGAAGUGAAUUUAUUGUGAGAAUAGAAGGAAUGUUUGGGUGGCCGACCUUGAUCGUAUGAGCCCUGACAGCUUUGACAUGUAAGUUUUAUUAUUAUGACUAGAAAUGUUUUGAUUAUAAGAGAUAAUGUGUAGUUUUGCUGAAAGUAGGAGAAUUGGUGACCCAUUAAGAGUUACCAUGGUAACCCACUAGGAGUCACAAUAGGUUAUGUGCUUUGUUUGAAAUUAGCUAUAAAAGAUUAGGCGAAAGAAUUUGCUUUGGAGCAGUCCGAGGAAGCUUUCUUUGGGCAAGGAUAUGAUAUCCCAGUGGCUAGACCAAAGGUGGGACCCCCCUAAAGCCUGUCUGCUGAUCCCUCAGAACCGUUUCAGACUUUUUGGGUAACAAUAAAUGUUUUGAAAUGCUUUAACCCUACUGUGACAGCGUGUGUGUGUGCUUGAGAUCUAAUAAAAAAAAAGUUUAGAUGAAA